Messenger RNA from Cataglyphis hispanica, 3551 nucleotides. RefSeq names its product carbonic anhydrase-related protein 10 (gene CARPA). The record is from RefSeq and is a predicted model, not a curated record. Gene Ontology annotation, molecular function: carbonate dehydratase activity; zinc ion binding. The coding region runs from base 1153 to 2142 and encodes 329 amino acids. Lineage: Eukaryota; Metazoa; Arthropoda; Insecta; Hymenoptera; Formicidae. The transcript has 10 exons.
CCGUGGCCGGAAGCGUCUCGCGGUUGUUACGCGCUGACACGCAAGGUUUGAUUCUCGCUCACUCACGGUGGCGAGCGUGCCAUUAUUUGCAAGUUCUGAAAUUUUACACGGAGAAAAGUUCUGACGAAUCGUGAUAUUUUCGUCAUUCUCUUCCAAUUUGCGCGAUUGACUUGCGUCAAAGUACAAGAUAUAUAAUCGAUGGUUCUUUAAAAAGUUACUUUACGGGGGUAUAAAGGAAUUAUUUCAUUAAACUCCAGACAAAAGUUGUGACUUUUUGAAAAAAAUAAAAAAAGGAGAGAAAGACAAUUAAGUCGAAGCCUCGUAUUGAAUCAACUCUUUGAUCAAAGAUAAAAGUUUGACUUAUUCGAUGAAUAGAAGGAACGUCUGAUUGCACUAGGAGGCAUUUUAACUUACUUCGUAAGUUACGUCAAGCGUAUUGAGGAAUCGCGAGGUUGCUUUCGGCGAGUUGACGUCAUCGAGAACAAGCAAGUAGAUCGAGGAUUCACGGCGGGGGAGAGUAUUAUCUCCCAAGGCUCUAAAGAAGCCGAAGGCGAAACAGUAACAGCCAGCAGCCGGAAAAGGAACAGAGAAGUGAAAGAGAAGGAAGAAGAGAGACAGUCGAGAGACGUUAAAGGGAGCAUCAAAGACGAAGAACGGGAGCAGGAGGAGAAAGCUCGGAAGCUCGAGCCUCGGGGUUAUUAGGAGAGGCAAGUUAGACAGACGAGAUAGAAUUUCGAUCGAGCCACUUUUCGGCCACAGUGAUUAAGAGUCGAUUAAUGCGAUCGGUUUUAAUUAACGAUCAGCUAUUUCGCAGUCGUAACUCGCUUUUCCAUCUGACGGUUCUGCAUAAUUCCGGACAUUUAUUAAUUGAGACGCCAUCGGAGGAGAAGGAAGAAGGGUGAAUCGAUCUCAUCUCGAUGCCGACUCGAGUAAUUUUCGGUGCCACUCAGAUUCAAUGAUGAAGGACGUAACAUUCUCGAGGAACGUCUUGAUACUUGUUAUCGAUUGAUUGAUCAAAGUGGCUGAUCAAACGAAGAGUCGAUUCCAACGUAUUAAUCGGACGAUGCUCGAUAAAAGCACAUAAGAAUCGCAUCAGUUUCCUUACGCUUUUCUUUCGCCGAGGGAGACCUCCUCCAAGGGGAAGCAUCUACAAUGUGCGCGAGAUCAUUGUUGCUGUGCGUCCUCGGUAUCAUCGCUGUCGUCAACGAAUCCGAAGCCAGCUGGGAGGAAUGGUGGACGUACGAUGGUAUUUCCGGACCUUCGUUUUGGGGCCUGAUAAAUCCGCAGUGGUCCCUCUGCAGCAAAGGAAGGCGGCAGAGUCCUAUCAACAUCGAGCCGGACAAGUUACUCUUCGAUCGUCACUUGAGACCGGUGCACGUCGAUAAACACAGGAUUUCCGGAAAUUUACACAAUACCGGACAGUUCCUAGUGUUUAGAGCGGAUAGAGAGGCAAAGGUACGAGUCAAUAUAACGGGUGGUCCGCUUGCCUAUCAUUAUCAGUUCGAAGAGAUAUACAUUCACUAUGGAUUGGAUGAUGGUCAUGGUUCCGAGCAUCGUAUUAAUAACUAUGCUUUCCCCGCUGAGAUACAAGUCUACGGCUUUAACGCCGAGCUGUAUCAUAAUAUGAGCGAGGCGCAGCAUAAAAGUCAAGGGCUGGUGGCGAUCUCGUUAAUGGUUCAGCUCGGCGAUACGUUAAAUCCUGAGCUGCAGAUCAUCACCAGUGUGUUCAACAAGGUCAUACAUCGAGGUGCCACCGCACCUGUCCGCUACCUGUCUCUGAAAAGCCUUCUUCCGGAUACCACCGGUUACAUGACUUACGAGGGCAGUACAACGCAUCCGGGAUGUUGGGAAACGGCCGUGUGGUUGAUCCUCAACAAACCGAUUUACAUCACGGCACGAGAGCUGUACGCCCUAAGGAAAUUAAUGCAAGGCCCUUCCACUACGCCGAAAGCGCCCCUCGGUAAUAAUUCCAGACCGUUGCAGGGUCUUCAUUACAGAACUGUGCGAACGAAUAUCGAUUUUGCCAAGCGGGGAAACGCCAAGUGUCCAUCGAUGGCGCAGGACAUGCAUUAUAGAGAUGACUUUUUCCUUCCAGCCAACACGUGGCGGGACGACGGUUCCCUAUCACACAACGUAGUCUGAAGCCGUCCCGCGGUACGACCACGAGAGGGGACUUUUUUCUAAAGGAGUUCUGAAACGAGACGAGUUCACAUACAACGCGAUACGAGGAGGGUAAGGCAGAGAGCUGAUUUCUAACAACGGGAAACGAAAAAUGGUUUGCCGUGGCUGUGCGAAAAACGGACGUAAAUAUUUCGAAUGGUUGUGUAAACUAAGGGGUGAAAUAAAAGUACCGAUAGCGAUUCCUGUGUUUCGAAGCGAACCGAUCGAGUGUCAUGCAACCAGCAUUUCGUCACCAAAAAGAUUACGUAUUGAAUCUUUAGAUAAGGUUUUAUUGCGAAAAUAAUGUAUGAAGAGAGAUUUGAAUUUUGUUUCAUUCCCCGGAGCAGCAAGGACAAAGUUGAUGCGUGUGUUGCUACAGCACUAAUGUAAUUCUCAUAACACGAGUGAUGAAAGGAGCUUUAAGUGUCUUGGUGGGAUACAAAUUUUUGUUUAAUGCUGUUUGUAAGUUUACGCGUAUGAAGAUUGUAACAGUUAUCAGAGAUGGGCGUAAUAUAAUUUAAAAUAAUAUCUAUUAUAAACUAAACAAUGUAAUUUUGUAAAAUCGACAAUAUAGCGCACGCUUUCAGCUGCUGAAUGAAUGAUUCCUAUAGCGAGACGAUAGACAUUGUUUCUCGAGAUGAGAGGAAAAAAAUUAAUUUAAAUGCCCAUCGCUGAUAAUCAUACCGAUUCGUUCUGUUUUCACGUGCGAAUCUGCUUGAAUAAUUAAUCCCGCUGAUAAGCCUGUAAAUCGGAAUUACUUGAGGUUUUGUCAAUUAUCGCGUAGCCAAUGGCGAUACGACAUAAAGCGAUGUAAAGCGAAAAUCGUUAGGAAACGCGGGGAAGGGAAAAUGGGAUGGGAGAAAUGAAGCGGAAGAGCGCGGGAGGAGACGAUCGUGAUGGAUCUCGGUGGGAGAUACAGAAGAAGAAAUAGCCGGUAUCACGAUGGAGGAAGGAAGGAAAGGAGAGGAAACGGGGAUGGAGAGGCAGAGAGCAAUUUCGUAAUAGCUUCGGGAUAGAGAGGAGUAGGUUAAUAAAGAAGGAAUGGUUCGGAAAGGGAAAAGAUUAGGAUGAAGUCAUGUAGUAGAUCAACCGCGCGGAAGAAAACGCUCUCUCUCUCUCUCUCUCUCCCUCCCUCUCUCUUUCUCUCAUAGCUUACCCGAUGGACAAAUAAUCCGGCGCGCUUUUGUAUAUAUAAACACAGAUACGGAGAAAAUGUUACACGAACAGACAUUUACCUAAGAUAGACGUUAAGCAGUGAGAAAGACGAAAGUCUUUUAGGGAGAUGAAAAAAAAAAGCGUGUGUAUAGAGAAUAAAGUUGUAUCAUAAACCGAAAAAGUGAACGUUUAACAAUUGUGGUUAAUAAGCAACAAUAAAGGCGACGUUAUAUUGU